UAGAGAGCUGUAGGUGGGGAGAAUUCUUGCUUGGAGCCUGAGCACAGAUGGUCUCCAGCCUGAGAACUCUGGCUCUUGUUUCCUGCUUCCUCCCUCCUCCCGCCUGACCUAGGAUGGACAUCGGCAAGGGCGUCCCAGCCAUCGAGUGCCAUAGGGUCCUCCAGAUAUGGAUCGUUGAGAACCUGAAGAUGGUGGCAGUACCUGAGAGGGCUUAUGGUAACUUCUUCGAGGCACACUGUUACAUCGUCCUCCACGUGAGUUAUUUGGGGAGUCUGAGCGGGCCGGAGGCCACACAGGGGGCAUCCAACGACCUGCACUACUGGGUUGGUUUGGCGGCGAGUGCAGAGGCGCAGGACGCGGCGGCUACCCUGGUACAGCAUCUGCAGGAAGCUCUGGGUGACAGGACGGUGCAGCACCGGGAGGCCCAGGGCCACGAGUCCCACUGUUUCCUCAGCUACUUCCGCCCAGGAGUCAUCUACAGGAAGGGAGGCCUUGCCUCUGGCCUCAAGCAUGUGGAGACCGACGUUUACAGCAUCCGGAGGCUGCUGCAUAUCAGAGGGAGGAAACACGUGUCUGCCACAGAGGUGGAGCUCUCCUGGAACAGCUUCAGAAAAGAUGACAUCUUCCUGCUAGACCUAGGCAAGGUCAUGAUCCAGUGGAACGGGCCCGAGUCCAGCAUCUCUGAGAAGGCACGGGGGCUGGCCCUGACAUACAGCUUAAAGGACAAGGAGCGUGGUGGCCGUGCACAGAUUGGUGUGGUGGAUGACGAGGCUGAGGCUCCCGACCUCAUGCAGAUCAUGAAGGCCGUGCUGGGCUGCAGAGCUGGCAGCCUGCACACCGCCAUGCCUGACAGGAGUAUUAACCAGCUGCAGAAGACCACUGUCCGCCUCUACCAUGUCUACAAGAAGGGCGAGGACCUGGUGGUCCAGGAGUUGGCAACCUGCCCACUGACCCACGACCUACUGCAGGAGGAGAACUGCUACAUCUUGGACCAGGGGGGCUUCAAGAUCUAUGUGUGGCAGGGACGCAGGUGCAGCCUCCAGGAGAAAAGGGCUGCCUUCAGCCGGGCAGUGGGCUUCAUCCAGGCCAAGGGCUACCCGGUCUACACCAACGUGGAGGUGCUCAACGGUGGCGCCGAGUCGGCCGCCUUCAAGCAGCUCUUCCGCGCGUGGCCUAAGGAGCGGGACCAGAACAGGGCACGUGGAGAGACAGGUAAGCCGAUGCAAGGAACGCUGGACGUGGGCAAGCUGCACAGCCGGCCCGAGCUCGCGGCCCAGCUCAGGAUGCUGGACGAUGGCACCGGGAAGGUGGAGGUGUGGUGCAUCCAGGACUUAUGCAGGCAGCUCGUGGACCCGAAGCAUCACGGACAUUUGUACUCAGGCAACUGCUACCUUGUCCUCUACACCUAUCAGAAGCUGGGCCGUGUCCAGUACAUCCUGUACCUGUGGCAGGGCCACCAGGCCACCCCGGACAAAAUCACGGCCCUGAGCUACAAUGCCGAGGAGCUGGACCUCAUGUACCAUGGAGCCCUGGUGCAGGCACACGUGAGCAUGGGCAGUGAGCCUCCCCACUUCCUCGCCAUCUUCCAGGGCCAGCUGGUGGUCUUCCAGGGGGUCCCUGGGUGCAAUGGAAAGGGGCAGCCAGUAUCACCCACCCGGCUCUUCCACGUGCGAGGGACGGACAACCACAACGCUAAGACCAUGGAGGUGCCAGCCCGUGCCUCAUCCCUCAACUCCAGUGAUGUCUUCCUGCUGGUCACAGCCGACGUCUGCUACCUCUGGUUUGGAAAGGGCUGCAAUGGUGACCAGCGAGAGAUGGCACGGGUGGUGGCCACUGUCAUCUCCAGGAAGAACAAGGAAAUUGUGCUAGAGGGUCAGGAGCCUUCCCACUUCUGGGUGGCCCUGGGGGGCCCGGCUCCCUACCCCAGCAGUAAGAGGCUUCCUGAGGAGACCUGCAGAGUCCAGCCACGACUGUUUGAGUGCUCCAGCCAGUCGGGCUCCCUGGUCCUCACAGAGAUGGUGUUCUUCAGCCAGGAUGACCUGGACAAGUAUGACAUCAUGUUGUUGGACACCUGGGAGGAGAUUUUCUUGUGGCUCGGGGAAGCUGCGAGCAAGUGGAAGAAGGAGGCAGUGGGCUGGGCCCAGGAGUACCUGAAGACCCAUCCGGCAGGGAGGAGCCCAGCCACACCCAUCGUGUUGGUCAAGCAGGGUCUUGAGCCUCCUACCUUCACUGGAUGGUUCCUUGCCUGGGACCCCUACAAGUGGACCAACAGCCAGUCUUAUGAGGAGGUGGUGGAGGGCAGCCUAGGAGCAGUAGCUGACAUCUCCAGGGUAACAGCGGAAGUCAACAACUUCCGGCUGUCCAACCCACGGGGGAAUGGCACGGCAAGGCCCACAGCCCUUCCGGCCCUAAAGGGCUCCCAGGCCAGCGCAGAGAACGAGCUGGAGCUGGGCCCCAAGGCGGGCAGCGCCAGCGCCAGCACCAGCACCAGCGCCAGCGCCAGCACCAGCUCCGUGAUCAGCGGGUCCCUGCCCCGUGAACAGCUGAUGUACCAGGCGGCCGAGGACCUGCCAGAGGGUGUGGAUCCGACCCGCAAGGAGUUCUAUCUCUCAGACUCUGACUUCCAAGAUAUCUUCGGGAAGUCCAAGGAAGAAUUCUACAGGAUGGCCAAGUGGAAGCAGCAGCAGGAGAAAAAGCAGCACGGUUUCUUCUGAACCCAGGCCCCUCCCCUGCCAGUGCCACACGCAUGCCCAGGACCCCUGCUGGGACCUCCCCAAGGCAGACCCGAGCCCCUGGGGAGGCCCUGCUCACAACCUCCAGCCCCCACUCAGAGGAUCCUGGGUCCUCCCCUGACUUUGUCAAUAAAAACUUGUGGUUCACACAAGGUGUGCGUGG
Molecule: messenger RNA, 2895 nt
Organism: Loxodonta africana (African savanna elephant)
Lineage: Eukaryota; Metazoa; Chordata; Mammalia; Proboscidea; Elephantidae
Gene: VILL
Product: villin like
Exons: 19
Coding region: 114-2714 (866 amino acids)
Biological process (GO): cytoskeleton organization; actin polymerization or depolymerization; barbed-end actin filament capping
Cellular component (GO): actin cytoskeleton; cytoplasm
Molecular function (GO): phosphatidylinositol-4,5-bisphosphate binding; actin filament binding
Source: RefSeq, a predicted model, not a curated record